Molecule: messenger RNA, 3152 nt
Organism: Physcomitrium patens
Lineage: Eukaryota; Viridiplantae; Streptophyta; Bryopsida; Funariales; Funariaceae
Source: RefSeq, a predicted model, not a curated record
UUUAUCAUUCUUGCAAUUUGAGACCGCAGCUCAGCGAUCUCGCCAUGGCGGAUGCAGCAAGCUCGUUCGUUGUCUCUCUCAUUGAGAAUCGAGCUAAGGAGGUACACUGUGCAGCAAGUUCUAGCGUAAUAGAUCGUUGCAUUACAUCGUGUGAAAUGCCGUGUAGUGAAAGCUCCGGUCAAGGAGGUUUUAGUGGGAGUAGGAGCUGUUACGAUUAUGGAAAAUGCCAGUCUGUCAUCCCUUGAUGGCUUCUGCUUCAGAAAAGUCGUGUGUUUAUUGAGAUACCUAACACGAGAAAGAAGCAUGUGCACGAGUUGCUUGAAUUUUGCUUUCUCUGAAUUCUUGUAACAUUAUCAUCUCUUAUAGAGGCACGAUGAUGUAGCUUUGAAGAAGGAUGGUUUGGAGUGAGACUAGAAUUUGGCAUCAACGUGUAGCAAUCGUUUGCAGAAAAACGUUAUCACUAUUAGCGAGUGUGGAUGGCACUUAGAGUAUAUGGUGAACAUGUUUUUGUAGGUCGGUCUAGCGGCAUUUGACCUCAGAACUGCAAAGCUACAUUUAUCGCAGUUCAUAGAAACCAGUCGUUCAUAUCAAAAUACUACAACGUUGCUUCAGUACUUCGAUCCGACGGAUAUUGUUACACCAGCUAAUAUGAUUACGCCUCAAGGCAUAAUUGGAUUGACCUCAGUAGUUAACCAAUGUACUUCAGCUUCAAAGUCUUCGUACUCUGCAGGUGAUAUUAUCCCGAAGUUGUUUCGAUGAUACGAAGGAUUGAUCGUGAGAAAGGCAUCACACUUGCAAAUCGAUCCGUAGAGGUUACUCUCAAUGGAUCCUUCGACCACAUGAAUAUUGAUGGAACAAGUGUACAAAAUUUGGAGUUAGUGGAAUCGCUUCAUAUUCAAGUCGGACCACAAAAGAAGCGAGGUUGCCUUUUCGAGAUGCUUAAGACCACCAAGACUGCUGGAGGAACUCGCCUAUUAAGGGCCAAUCUUCUUCAGCCAUUGAAGGACAAGAACACUAUCAACACCCGCCUGGAUUGCUUGGAUGAGCUCACAAGUGAUGACAAGAUAUUUUUCGGAAUCUCACGAGCUCUUGAGAUGUUUCCCAAGGACAUAGAUCGUAUUCUCUGCUCCUUUUGCUUUAAGGCUAAGGUAAGCAAUGAUUCCACCACGAAAUCGACCACACGAGCUGGCCAGUUUAUGGUUAGUAACAUCAUUCUUCUGAAGGAAGCCCUUGACCACUUACCUACUCUUCAAGAGGCGUUGCAAGGUGCGAAGUGCUCUCUCCUAAGGAACAUCAAGGACAUUUGUGCUAAUCCAUCCUUCCGUCUACUUCUGCAGAGAAUUGAGGAAGUCAUCAACGAGGACAUCGUACAUUCAAGGGCACUGUUCUUGUCUCGUACACAGCAAUGCUUUGCAGUUAAAAGUGGCAUUGACGGCUAUCUUGACGUCGCACGCGAAGUCUUUUCUUCAACUAGUGAAGCAAUUCAUGAGCUGGCCAGGAGAUAUAGAGAAGAAUUCAACCUUCCGAACUUGAAGAUGCCCUUCAAUAACAAUCGUGGAUUUUACAUCAGCUUUCCAGAGAAGGAUUUGAAACAAACUUCCAUACCUUCAAUAUUCAACCAGGUGAUAAAGAAAGAAAAGAUCAUCUGUUGCUCCACAUCCGAGCUGACGUCCUUGAACGACAGGAAUAUGGAAGCCGCAGCAGAAUGCUACAAACGAACAUCUUUGUGUCUUGGAGAGCUGAUCACUCGAAUCAGAGAGGAUCUUCGUCUCCUAACAUCAUUGUCCGAGUCCCUUGCCCUUCUGGAUAUGAUGGUGAACUCUUUUGCUAAUCUGAUAUCAACGAAUCCUGAAGAGAGUUACAUCAGACCAGAAUUUACAGAAACUGGCCCUGUGGCGAUUGAAAAAGGCAGACACCCUGUGUUGGAAAGCACCAUACCUGGAGAAUUCGUGGCCAAUAACGCUUUUUUAUCAGAAGCGUCAAAUACUAUGAUUGUGACAGGACCCAACAUGAGCGGCAAGAGUACCUACUUGCGCCAAGUAGUGCUCAUAACGAUAAUGGCACAUAUUGGAUGUUACGUGCCAGCUCGAUUUGCUUCAUUUCGUGUAGUAGACAAUAUUUUUACUCGCAUCGGGACUUCCGACAAUAUAGAAUUAAAUUCUAGCACCUUUAUGACCGAGAUGAGGGAGACGGCAUAUCUACUAAAUAAUCUAACUUCAAGGAUCUUAAUUGAAACUAGCGCCAUUGAUCCUCUAUGCAGAAGCCUCGUGGUGGUUGACGAGUUGGGCAGAGCAACGUCAACUGGGGAUGGCUUUGCUAUUGCAUGGAGUUGCUGUGAAUACAUGUUGUCCUUCAAGGCCUAUGUCCUUUUCGCCACACACAUGCAACGACUGACAGAAUUAUCAAGCGUUUACCCUAAUGUGCGAGUUUGCUAUUUUGACGCGAGUAUCCUCAAUAACCGGCUGGAUUUCAAGUUUCUACUUCGAGAAGGGUGUACAAACGUUGCACAUUACGGCAUACGUCUAGCCGAGUUUGCCGGCAUUCCUACAUCUGUUAUAAAUGAUGCUAAAUGCAUAGCAGCUAAAAUUGAUGCGAAGGAAAAGAAUAAUGUCUCCAUCGCCCACGCCAAGUAUGGACACCUGCGUAAAGACUACCAUAUAGCCCAGAAGCUCCUAUGCUUGCAAUAUUCAAACCUUAACAAUGACAUAUUACGAGCUUAUCUCAAGAACUUGCAGCAGUGCUAUGUGGAAAAUAGAUGAGGAUGGGCAGCUUAAUAUAGGAAAUAUCUUCUCGCUGUAUGUUGAAUAGACAAGCUGAGUAGAUCUCAUGACUUACAGAUGGUUGCAAAGGAAUUCGUGAUGUCAGCUAGUUCGGGGCCAGUUAGUCCUGACAGUUAGUUUGGCACCAGUUGAAUUCAGCGCACGAUUUUCCACCUUACAAGUGGACUUGACAUGGUUGAGGCAGUCCUGUAGCAGGCUAAUAGUCUCCUAGAUAGUUGCAUUACUCUGAUCGUCUAUGCUAUUACUUUCUGUAUCCGCAUCUACUUUUAGAAGACAGAACUAGCUAUCAAACUCAAAUUCAGUGAGAUUCACCAAUGUACUCACUCCAAGUUAACAUUAACAGUGUAACGCUGUCAAAUUACCUAUUAAGAA